This is a messenger RNA of Saccharomycopsis crataegensis, 2625 nucleotides long. It is a transcript of the gene TOP1, whose product is annotated as DNA topoisomerase 1. Gene Ontology annotation, biological process: DNA topological change; chromosome segregation; DNA replication. Gene Ontology annotation, cellular component: chromosome; nucleolus. The record is from RefSeq and is a predicted model, not a curated record. The transcript has a single exon. Gene Ontology annotation, molecular function: DNA topoisomerase type I (single strand cut, ATP-independent) activity; DNA binding. Lineage: Eukaryota; Fungi; Ascomycota; Saccharomycetes; Ascoideales; Saccharomycopsidaceae. Bases 1 to 2625 code for a protein of 874 amino acids.
AUGGCUUCAACAAUAACUACCCUCUCCAGAAUAAAACCCCCACUCUUCACCAGAUUAAUGGCGAAGAUGGUCUCGAACCCUGUGUGGUUAAGAGGCCCUGCGUGGGAAGAAGGAAGGCUAUCUGAAAAAAUUCCAUCACUGUUAUUAUUAUUAUUUUUGCUGCGCAAUAUUUCUUUCUCCAGAUCUUUUGUCGUCGUUGCCAAAUCCCCAUUUGUUGCACCACCACAACCACAAAAGAAUACACUAUUAUCGCCAACCAUGAGCCAUUUGUCGGAAGAUGAAGACGAUGUUUCAUUGGCCAGUCGCGCCAGGAGAAAAACCCCGGUUUCGUACCUUGAGUCCGACAGUGAUGAAGAUAUCCCAAUGAGCAAACAUUCGAAACAAAGCCCAAAUACCAGUGAUACUUCGGUGACUUCUAGCAAUGCCAGUAAGAAAACUCCUAAGAAAUCUUCCAAAAGACCAAAGAUUGAGGAUUCUAGUGAUGAUGAAGAGAAAGUUUUACCGAAAAAAAAGGCAAAGAAACCAGCCACCACUAAAAAGAAAACUGCUGGAUCAUCAUCCUCAACGAAAGUGAAAAAGGAACCAAAAGUGAAAAAGGAAACUAAAGCGAAAAUUGAAGAAACCAAGUCUUCCAAAAAACUAAAAAAGGAAGAUAGCAAUGAUGAACCAGGAGAAGAAGGGGAAGAAGACGAGUACAAAUGGUGGGAAAAUGAAGAUAUGAACGAUGAAAUAAAAUGGAACACUUUGGAACACAAUGGGGUGAUGUUUCCUCCAGCGUACGAGGCGUUACCUAAAAAAGUCAAGCUUAUUUAUGAUGGUCAGCCAGUAGUGUUACCAUUGGAAGCCGAAGAAGUAGCAGGGUUUUUCGGGGCGAUGGUGGAAACCGAUCAUGCCAAAAACCCGGUGUUCCAAAAGAAUUUCUUUAGAGAUUUCCUUGAGGUUUUAGAUGCGGCUGGCGGUACCAAAAACGGCAUCAAAAUUAAAGAUUUUGCCAAAUGUGAUUGGAGUAAAAUUUAUCAGCAUUACGAAGAAAAGAAAGAACAAAGGAAAGCACUUUCUUCUGCGGAGAAAAAAGAAAUCAAACUUAAGAAAGAUGAAGAAGAGGCCCCGUUCAAGUUUUGUAUGUUCAAUGGAAGAAAAGAACAAGUUGGGAAUUUCCGGGUCGAACCUCCAGGAUUGUUUCGUGGUCGAGGAUCCCAUCCAAAAACCGGGACUCUUAAAAAACGGAUUUAUCCAGAGGACAUCACCAUUAAUAUUGGGAAAGAAGCAAAGAUUCCUGAGCCUCCUGCUGCUCAUAAAUGGGCCGAAGUCCGUCAUGAUAACACUGGAGGGUGGCUUGCCAUGUGGAAAGAAAAUGUGUUAGGAGGCACCAAAUAUGUCAGAUUGGCGGCCAAUUCCAGUCUUAAAGGGAUGAGUGAUUUCAAGAAAUUUGAAAAAGCCCGUGAAUUGAAAAAUCACAUUGAAGUGAUCCGUCGUGAUUAUUACGUGAAUCUUUCGUCAAAAAUGAUGUACGAUCGUCAAUUAGCAACCGCCACAUACUUGAUUGAUGUUUUGGCGUUGAGAGCCGGAGGUGAAAAGGGGGAUGAUGAAGCAGACACCGUGGGUUGUUGUUCGUUACGUUAUGAACAUAUCACGUUGCAGCCGCCAAAUACCGUGAUUUUCGAUUUCUUGGGUAAAGAUUCGAUCAGAUUCUAUCAAGAAAAAGAGGUGGAUAAACAAGUAUUCAAAAACUUGAAGAUUUUCAAAAAGCCUCCAAAGGGGGUUGGAGAUCAAUUGUUUGAUCGGAUCGAACCGUCGCUUUUGAAUAAGCAUCUUCAAAACUAUAUGCCUGGUUUGACCGCCAAAGUGUUCAGAACUUAUAAUGCCAGUAAGACCAUGCAAGAUUUAUUGAAAAACAUUCCGAAUGAAGGGUCGAUCAAUGAGAAGCUUGUGAAGUUCAACGCUGCGAAUCGUGAGGUGGCGAUUUUGUGUAACCAUCAGCGGUCGGUCACCAAAGGCCAUGCGGCGAGCGUGGCGAAGAUCGAUGAUAAGAUCAAUGAAAUGCGUUGGCAAAAGCUUCGUCUCAAAAAGAUCAUGUUGAUGGUGGAUUCCAAAUUGAAGAAAAAACUUGGGGCCGAUUAUUUUGCGGAAAUUGGUUCGAUUGAUGAACCAACCCAAAACACGAUUAUUGAAAUGUACAUUGACCGAGAAAAAGACCGGCUUACCAAGAAAUUCCAUAGAGAUAAUGAUCGAUUGAAGAUGGAGGAAAAACCAACGAAACCUCCAAGUGAAUUGAAGGAAGUUAUGCAGAAGUACGAUAAGUUGCGAACCAUGUAUCUUAAAGAAGCCAAGACUGGGAAGAUUGCCAAAUCAGAAAUCGAGGAUAAGAACCAUGAUGUUGAAAAAUUGCAAAAACAAGUGACGAAAAUUGAAGAACGUAUCGCCACCACUUCAUUACAAUUGAAGGAUAAAAAGGAUAAUGCUACGGUGUCUUUAGGUACUUCAAAGAUCAAUUAUAUUGAUCCUAGAUUGUCGGUGAUGUUCAGCAAAAAAUACAAUGUUCCUAUAGAGAAAUUGUUCACUAAGACCCUUAGAGAUAAAUUCAAGUGGGCAAUUGAAUCUGCCGAUGAAAAUUGGGAAUUUUGA